Vigna umbellata (rice bean) is the source of this 918-nucleotide messenger RNA. Its product is annotated as RING/U-box superfamily protein. Gene Ontology annotation, molecular function: transferase activity. The record is from RefSeq and is a predicted model, not a curated record. Gene Ontology annotation, biological process: protein ubiquitination. NCBI's taxonomy places the organism in Eukaryota, Viridiplantae, Streptophyta, Magnoliopsida, Fabales, Fabaceae.
UUAUCAUUUUCACACACAUCACAUUGCUAAUGCAACAUCUCAGCUUUAUCAAUGACUCUAAAAGAACAAUCUUAAACAUUUUGGUAUAUAUCUUUCUUACCCUAUUCACCAAUUCUAACAUAUCACAACCAGUGCAUGCUGAGCUGAAGCUUUUUGUAUAACAUUUUCAACCCUCUCUGUCUGUUCUUAUUCAACAGACUUUCUAUUAAUGUGUUCCACACUUUUGUAUCUGUGUUGAAUAUGUGAUGGAUGUGCCACAAACUCCAACCCCUUCUCCACAUUUGUAUCCACAAGAACUUCAACUUAAGCUUUACCAAGCCUUCAUCUUUUCCAUUCCCAUACUCUUUUCCAUCAUUCUGGUUCUCUUGUUUUACUUGUUCUACCUCAAAAGGAGAGCUUCCUCUCUUUCAUCACCACCUCUCCACAUACUUACCAACACUGCCAAUCCUCAAACAACAUAUCCUUACCCUUCACAACCUUGCCGAUUAGAUCUGACAGUGCAAUUUCUUGACAAACUUCCAAGAAUUUUAUUUGAUGAGGAUUGUGGAACAAGAGAUUCAGUAUGUUGUGUUUGCCUUGGAGAAUUUGAGCUGAAGGAAGAACUGCUACAAAUUCCUUAUUGCAAGCAUGUGUUUCACAUAAGCUGCAUAUGCAACUGGUUGCAAUCAAACUCCACGUGUCCGCUUUGUAGAUGUUGCAUCACACCCUCCACCAAGUUCCUUAAUACACCCUCACCUAUUGUAUCAGACUCACCACAGCAGGGUGGAAUUUCAGGCUCUUCAUCACACAUCAUGUCUAUUCCUCAGCAACAAGAAGAUCAAGUUGGUAAUUCCACAAACACUACCAUUUUCCAAGGAAAUGGUGUAUUACUUAGAUGAUCAUAUUUUUCAAUUCAAAGAAAACAUUCAACUUGCCCUC